AUUUAAAAAUGUGGUGCAGACUCAAAUUGUCUCAGACAACUGAAACAGCUCAUUAUCAAAGCUUGAGGAUCAACUUCAAAUCAGAAAUCAUGAGGGCAUCUUCUUUGUGUCUGAUGUUCGGGCUGGUCCUGCUGAUGGCCUGGACUUCUGAGGCUCAACCAGUUGCUCAUGCAGUUCCUGAGAGUUGUUGCUUCAAAUUUAUUGACUUUCAAAUUCCAGCCUCAAAAAUUAAGAGUGCUCUGAAGACAAGUUCACAUUGCCCUGUCUCUGGCAUUGUGGUUACGACACCUAGAACCGAAUUUUGUGUGAGACCGGAUGAGGCUUGGAUAAAGCCUGUAAUGGAGAAGCAGCUUCGUUAAUAAAAACGCAAUACAUUAUGCCCAAAAAUAAUACUAUUACUGCUUUAUACAACUGUCUUUUCUUAAUAAAUGUAUUUUUGCAUCUCUUGAUUAAUAUUGCAAGAAUCUGAAUGUUAAACUGUCUUCAUUUAAUGCUCAAUCUAUGCUAAUAAAUCUUAAAAUGCAAUGAGA
This is a messenger RNA of Onychostoma macrolepis, 530 nucleotides long. It is a transcript of the gene ccl33.3, whose product is annotated as chemokine (C-C motif) ligand 33, duplicate 3. NCBI's taxonomy places the organism in Eukaryota, Metazoa, Chordata, Actinopteri, Cypriniformes, Cyprinidae. The record is from RefSeq and is a predicted model, not a curated record. Gene Ontology annotation, cellular component: extracellular region. Gene Ontology annotation, molecular function: chemokine activity; CCR chemokine receptor binding. The coding region runs from base 9 to 359 and encodes 116 amino acids. The transcript is spliced from 3 exons. Gene Ontology annotation, biological process: immune response; monocyte chemotaxis; positive regulation of GTPase activity.